AUGCGCGCAGGAACCCACGAGUAACACUCGUUUGCUAGUCACUAAAAACGUAUAUUAUUUCGUAUCACUAUUAUAUUAUUUUUAUCUUCAGGUUAAUUCGUUAGUCGGUCGUACUUGGCGUUUUUUAUAAUAUUUUUACGUUAUUACCCGAUCGCCACCGGAUAAGUGUGGAAUUAUAACAGGUACUUCAUUGUACACGAAAUAACGAUAUAUUAUUAUUACUUCGGCGGACAACGCGAUACGCUGGAAAAAAUCGAUAACACUGCGCGACGUAACAUGGUGAGCAGCGGUUGCAACGGCAGUGCCGGUGGCAACGGCAACGGUAACAACAACAACAACAACAACCACCACAACAACAACAACAACAACAAUAACAAUAACAACGUCAACAACGUCAACGACAUAAACGCGAACAACAACGACGGCAUGCACGAUGGUUGCUCGGCCGAUUCGCUGGACGUGCACACCUCCGAGGACCAACGGUACAAGCCGCUGUUGGAGGCCAUCAAAGCCGGCGAUUACGACGAGUUCGAGUUCGCCGUGGACAAGUGCGGCGGCGAGGCGCUCAGCUUCCGAGACGAAUGGGGCUACACGCCGGCCCACUGGGCCGCGCUCUACGGCAACGCCGAGGUGCUCAGGUACCUGGUGGCCAGGGGCGUGACCGUGGACAUGUCGUGCUACGGGAUCCAGGGCUCCAAGCCGGUGCACUGGGCAUGCCGCAAAGGUCACACCGCCGCGGUCCAAGUGCUGUUGCAGGCCGGAGUAAAUCCAAACGUAUCAGACUUCAAAGGCCUCACGCCCUUAAUGACCGCCAGCAUGUUUGGUAAAACUUCUACGGCGAGUUUCCUAUUAGGUAUGGGUGCUCUACACCACCUGACCGACAUAAAUGGCGACACGGCAUUACACUGGGCCUCGUACAAAGGUCACUCAGAACUGAUAAGGUUGUUGUUGUACUCUGGAGCUGAUCUGACGAAAGCUGACAAUUUCGGGUCAACGCCGUUGCACUUGGCCGCCCUUUCCGGAAGUGCCAAAUGCGUUGAAAUACUUUGUCAGAACAGUCAAAUAUCGUUACAACCCAGGGAUAAAAACGGCAAAACUCCGUUAGGCCUAGCCGUGAACCACAGGUAUGAGGACAUCGCAGGACUGCUGAACAAAGAGAUCAAGAAAAGAAAGAAGUGGAUGGUACCUCUCCACAAAGCGUUAAAUGCAAUUUUUGGAAGUUCGGCGUAUUCAAAAGGUCCUUUGCUGCUAUUUUUGUGUUCUUUCUUGAUUUGGUGGUAUCCUCUUUACAUAUAUAGAAUCGUACCUGUCACGUGGAACUUAACAAGAGGUUGUCACUACACGUAUAUAGCCUGGAAUAUUUUCAUGUGGAUAUGUUGGUUUACUACGAAACAAUCAGAUCCUGGAUUCUUACCAAUCGAUUCAGGGAGUUACAUUCAAACCAUUAGACAAUUGCCGUUUUAUCCGUGUGACAUGGGUACCAAAAGAGAUAUUUUGUCAAGACUUUGUCACACGUGUCGCUGCGUAAGACCCUUGCGUGCUAAACACUGCCGACUGUGCAACAGAUGUGUCCAACAUUUUGACCACCACUGUCAAUUCGUUAUGAAUUGCAUUGGCCUUAGUAACAGGUCAUGGUUCUUCUGGUUCGUCAUCAGUCUAGCCAUGAAUUGUUCGUACAUAAUUUACUUGGUGUGCUGCACGAUCAACGUGGAAGGGUUUAACGUAUUUUACGUCCUGGCACUAUUGCAAGCAUUCGCGUUUGGUGUUUUGAGUUGGGCCUUGACUGCGACGAUCUGUAUCAACGCAUUGAUGAAUUUAACCAGAAACGAGAUGAUCAACCAUAAAAAGUACACGUACUUGAAAAACAGCAGAGGCAAAUACUACAACCCAUUCUCUAGAGGCGUUGUAAUUAACGUUUUGGAAUUUUUCGGGUGUACACAAAACAGAACAAACUACGAGGGCGAUAGAUAUAAUUGUUACGAUUGAGGGGGGAGGGACAAAUAUACAAAGGAAAUAUGUAGGUAACUUAAAAUAUCUACUUAAACUGCCGUCACUUUUAAGGUGAUUACCAAUUUCCGGGUAAUUACGGAUAAACGAAUCAAAGUACGUCUCUAUAAUAAUUAAUAAGACCCGAUCAUUUUUAACAAUAUUAUUCUGCCUCUUAAAUUUCUGCACGUUCAUUAUCAUACGAAAUAAUAAUUUUAAUAAACCGUCUUUAAUCGUAAUAUUUUAAUAAUAUUAUAUUUAAGCUAUAUUACACAUGUGAGUACAAGCAGAUUUUACUUCAGUGUAUUCGGAAAAAGAUAAGUUAUAUAUUGUUAUUCAAAUGUUUAUUUUGCUACGUCAGAACACUUGAAGUGAAUAUUUUACACACACAUUUUGCAUAUAGAUAAUAAUACUAUUUAGCGUAUUAUGCGUCUAAAUCGCGCAAUAUCAUCAUAUAAACAUAAUAUGUGAAGUUAAAUAAAAAAUCUUGAAUGCCGACGACAGGACGAUGAUGAUGAGUUUGGGCUAGGAUACCUGUUUUACUUUUUCAAACCAAAAAUAGGAGACAGCCUGUUUGGUCAUUCAAACACUGUAAUAGACUCUUCGCUUAUACUUUCUACUUGGUAACAGCUGUUGUGCACAAUAAAAUAUAUAACCAUUUGCAUACAAUAAAACGUGCGUUCGUCGUAUGUAUAGAUUCGCGUAUUUUUUUCCCAGCGUUCAGGUACAAUAGGAAAAGAAAGAAAGAGAAAAACAUUUUUGCAAAACAAAACUCACUUCUCGUACGAUUUGUAUUUAUA
Rhopalosiphum maidis (corn leaf aphid) is the source of this 2786-nucleotide messenger RNA. RefSeq names its product probable protein S-acyltransferase 23. NCBI's taxonomy places the organism in Eukaryota, Metazoa, Arthropoda, Insecta, Hemiptera, Aphididae. Gene Ontology annotation, molecular function: palmitoyltransferase activity; protein binding. Gene Ontology annotation, cellular component: Golgi membrane. Bases 277 to 1986 code for a protein of 569 amino acids. The transcript has 8 exons. The record is from RefSeq and is a predicted model, not a curated record. Gene Ontology annotation, biological process: protein palmitoylation.